This is a messenger RNA of Neocloeon triangulifer, 1238 nucleotides long. RefSeq names its product endocuticle structural glycoprotein SgAbd-2-like. The record is from RefSeq and is a predicted model, not a curated record. The transcript has 2 exons. Bases 109 to 693 code for a protein of 194 amino acids. Gene Ontology annotation, cellular component: chitin-based extracellular matrix. NCBI's taxonomy places the organism in Eukaryota, Metazoa, Arthropoda, Insecta, Ephemeroptera, Baetidae. Gene Ontology annotation, molecular function: structural constituent of chitin-based larval cuticle.
UUUGGGCCUUCUACCGCCCGCGCUCGCUCUUCUGUGACAGAGCAGCGUACGAGUGAAACGCUUUCCCCUUCAGUGGAGAGGUAUAAAAGUGGACGGCACGUCGGACACAUGCAUCUCAAUCCCUGCAUCAGCCACACAGUCAACAUGCACUCCUGGAAAUUCGUUUUUGUGGCCAUGGUGGCGUCGGUGGCCAGCGGCCAGCACCACGGCGGCGGUGGAGGCGGCUACGACGGACAAUACAAGCAGCCCCCUGUGAACAUCCUGAGCCACAAGCAGGCGCUGGGUCACGAUGGCUCUUUCAAAUACUCAUUCGCGGCCGACAACGGACUCCAGCAGGGUGAGAGCAUCGCGCCCGACGGCAGCAGGGUCGGUUCGUACAGCUACGUCGACCCCAAGGGAAAGACCAUCACCGUGCACUACACGGCCGACAAGAACGGCUUCCACGUGCAGGGCGACCACCUGCCCAAACCCGUGCAGCCCAUCCACCCCGUCCCGGCCACCCCUCAGGCCGCCCACCAACCCUACCAGCAGUACCAGCCCGCGCAGACCUACAACCACGGCGCCCCCUACUAUCAGGCCGCCGCCUCUAGCCACGACGACGGUGACGACGGCGACUACCAAGAGGACAAGUACAACGACCCUUCCAAGCCCCACUCCUUCGGUGACGGAUACUCUUUCCAGUUCGGAGGUUAAACUCUGAAAUAUUCUUACAUCUGAAUUCAUACUCCUAUUUCUUGCAAUUUCUAAUUUUUCAUUUUUUUUUUAAAUGUUCAUUAUUUCAAACUUUCUCUAGUUUUUCAUAUUUUCCUAACUCUUCUAACUGUAUAAAAAAGUCAAGUCUGUGAUUUAGUAACUUUUUAAGUUCAUUGAGUUCAUGAAACAUUCCAGUCCUAUGGGGUCCGCGCGCUUGUUCCUUGUAACCUAGAUUGAGUUGCAUGUUUUAUUAGAUCGUCGCCAACUGGAGGUGAAAAUAACCAAGUCUUAUGGUAAAACACAGUCCUCUUGGCGAGAUUGUCUUGUUAAUUAGUUUUUAAUUUGUAUGCUUCAUAUUAUAGUCUUCAAAAAUAUGAGAUCUCCCUGUUCUACAUAACACACUCGAUUCAGAAAAGGUUGCGUUGUAAUUUUAUUUCAAUGCAAAUACUUCUUUUUAAAUUUAGUGCUGAGUGCUAAAUUGUAAGCGUGCUUCUUGCGUUGUAAACGUGCUUUAAUAAAUAUAUUUUUAAAAUGAAAUCCAGUAA